This is a messenger RNA of Artibeus jamaicensis (Jamaican fruit-eating bat), 4224 nucleotides long. It is a transcript of the gene MRAS, whose product is annotated as muscle RAS oncogene homolog. Gene Ontology annotation, cellular component: plasma membrane. Gene Ontology annotation, biological process: signal transduction. Gene Ontology annotation, molecular function: GDP binding; GTP binding; GTPase activity. Lineage: Eukaryota; Metazoa; Chordata; Mammalia; Chiroptera; Phyllostomidae. The coding region runs from base 317 to 943 and encodes 208 amino acids. The transcript has 6 exons. The record is from RefSeq and is a predicted model, not a curated record.
CCCCGUUGCAUCCUCUGAACGAACUUUGGGCCCAGGAAUGGUGCCCCAGGAGGGCCUGGCGAAGCGACCCUGGAGGCAGGAUCUAGAAAGACACACGCCCGGAGAUUCUAAGGGAAUACGGUUAAGGUUAAGAUUCUAAGGGAAUUCGGGAUCGCAUAGGGCUGGGGAGGCUCAAGAGUUGGCUGGGCCCAGUGGAGAUUUAAAGGUUGGAGCGCAGAGGCUCUUAAAGGGGCCGGGACAAAUUCCCAUUCUGCGUCCACCUUAAAGCCAGCUUCACGGAGCCCCGAGUGGGACCUGGGUCUGACCCACCAGAAACAUGGCAAGCAGCGCCGUCCCCAGUGACAACCUUCCCACGUACAAGCUGGUGGUGGUGGGGGAUGGGGGUGUGGGCAAGAGUGCCCUCACCAUCCAGUUUUUCCAGAAGAUCUUUGUGCCUGACUACGACCCCACCAUCGAAGACUCCUACCUGAAACACACAGAGAUUGACAAUCAGUGGGCCAUCUUGGACGUGCUGGACACGGCUGGGCAGGAGGAGUUCAGCGCCAUGCGGGAGCAGUACAUGCGCACAGGGGACGGCUUCCUCAUCGUCUACUCCGUCACGGACAAGGCCAGCUUUGAGCACGUGGACCGCUUCCACCAGCUCAUCUUGCGCGUCAAGGACAGGGAGUCCUUCCCCAUGAUCCUUGUGGCCAACAAAGUUGAUUUGAUGCAUUUGAGGAAAAUCACCAGGGAGCAAGGAAAGGAAAUGGCAACCAAACACAAUAUUUCGUACAUAGAAACCAGUGCCAAGGACCCACCGCUCAACGUGGAUAAAGCCUUCCACGACCUGGUUAGAGUAAUUAGGCAGCAGAUUCCGGAAAAAAGCCAGAAGAAGAAGAAGAAGACCAAAUGGCGGGGAGACCGGGCCACUGGCACCCACAAACUUCAGUGUGUGAUAUUGUGAUGGGCCUGAGGCCCUGGGCGCAGUGACCGUGCACUGGCCAGGCCUCAGGACCCCUCUGCUGCCUAACCUCACUGAAAACCAUUUCUAACCAUGACCCUUGACCCGAGGACUUGGCACAGGAAGGGAGAGAGGGAGGGUGGGCAGGGAGGAGACUGGGUUUGGCUUCACCAAAAGGGCACAGGCCUCCCUGUGUCUCACAAGACACAGGGAAGCACCACUACACAGAAGCAGCACCUGAGCCCCUCACGCUGAUUCAGCCCGAUUCCUCCCCACCUUUUGGUGGCUGUGCUGUUUUUGGUUUUGGUUUUUGUUUUUUUUGACUACGUAGUACUGGUUUGAGGUGGAAGCGUUUAUCCACCACAUACAGGGUGCAAAACAAGCCAUGACCCAACUCCCCCCUUGUCUCCAGUCCACAGUGUAUGAGAUUGAGUGUCUUUUGUAGAUUUUUUAAUUAUUUUAGUGAUUAUUAUUGUAUCAAGGGGGUCUGUGCCCACUGCCUAGUGAACUUUCAAGUCUUUAGCAGAUCUCUCUGACAACCUGUCUGGAAAAUUGUGGUUCUGUGUUUUUUUUUUAACUGAGUUUUCCCAGCAGUGCCAAAACUCAGCUUAGUAUGAAAGUGCAGUGGCCGUGAGACUGGAAGUGCAUGGAGGCUGCAGCUGGAGCCUCGGGAGAAGCAGACCCUGCGUGUGGCCUAUAAACUGGAGAGACGAGAGACGUGUUUACCUGGAGGGCUUUACUGCAGACGUUAGGAACGGACUUUAUUUUGCCCAGGGGAGAGGCUGGCACGAGCAUGUCCGUUCUAAAAGGGGCGUUGUUAUCCUGAAAAUGUAUAAACUCAAGUGAGCGGACCUGCCCGUAUGUUCCUUCCUUCUCCAGUCAGUGUGGGUUCACUUCUGCUCUUCCCAGCCGGUGACAGGGCUUCCUCCCCUCGCCGGUGCUGCCUGGUGCCUCUCCGACACCCACCCGCUGACACAGGCCCACACGCUUCUCCACGUCAGAGUAAGCUGACGUGGAUGCCAUCCAGGAAGUUCUGGUCUGUGCUGAAUCUCACCCGCAAGUGAUCCGGUACUGGUCCUUCUGUGACAGCACCAACGUCUGAAACCAUUUCCCCUCUGAUCCACUGACAACCACUUCUCACACCCAGUAAAUAAUGGCCCUCUUUAAGCCUUUGCAAACUGAGCAUCAGGUUGCCUUUUUGGCACCUGCUUUUGUUAUCCCCCUUGGAUCUUAACUGUAACAUAUGAUUGGAGGAGAAAGGAAGGUGGAGGUGAUGGUAUCACUCUCAUAUGCAUGUUUCUACAGGGGACAGUCACCCAGCUCCCUGACGAUGUUCACCUCCCUCUCGGGUGCUGCUGCUGAGAUCCAAAGACUGGAAUUGGGGGCCGGGGUGGCAGAGGAGGGGCAGCAGAACAGCAGGGCACCCCCGAGAGGGGGUCAGAAGAUCAGCAGCGCAGCUAGUGAACCUGAUUUCCUAAAUGUUAUGUGUCAGGUCACUAGGCAAACUAGAGCAUCCCUAGCAGGUGGCCUGGCCACCGUUUGGAGAAAGGACCCCGUGGAAAAUGAGUGCCCAGCUGGAUGUUGGGACACCUGGGUCCUCCAGUUUUGACAGUGUGCUGAGUUGCUAACUCGGCGAGACCACCAGCACCACGGGGCCAGCCCAAGAGCGAUCCUGCUGCAGAAUGAAACCAUUGAGACUUUUGCUGGAAAUCAAAUCAAACUUCUUUAUCUGUGUAAAUGGCCUCUUUUUCUGUUAUCUUAAAAGAAAUGAUAACAAAGAACAUUCCAGAUGAGGAAUCUCACAGCUUCCCAAGAUUCUAUAAUGUCCAUUGAGGGGCACUGUAAACAUGAGCAGGACAAGGCUCUUUCCAACCCUGAUGCUCCUGUGCCAGCAGCUGUGUGCAGGUUGACUGGCAGCUGCAAACUGGAGGUCAGGCAGACGCGGGGCAGGAGGGAGGGAGUCGGGAUGGAGGUGCUUUGCACCUAGGCAGUGGUGGAGUGGGACCAGAAGCCCCACGCACAGGGCAGUGUCCACUGCUGGGAAACAUCUCUGGGGCGUAGACCACCACCAGCACACCCCGCCCUCCGUGGAGCCGGCAACUCCCUGAAUGCUACACGGAGAGUCUUAGAAGCAGAGCAGCUGGUGUAGAAUGAAAAGCCUGUAGCCAGGAAGGUAACCAGGCAAAUGGGGUUCCAACUACUUCUAGUCCACCACCCCAACCCCACCAAACAGGGGCGGUGCCCUGCCCCUUCCCCAGCCCCACCUUGCAGGGCAUCAUCCUGCCCUCAUCCCACAGCUGAACUCCACAGUGCCCUAGAGAGAAACUGGUGAAGGGGGCGGCCUUCUGCAACCUCUGCUGUUGACCAAUGGUCAGCCUUCAUCUCCCAUGACCUCAUUUUCCUCAUAGGUGAGAUGGGUGAAUAACACUUUUAAAAGAUAGUCCUUUGUUUUUUAGAGAAUCACAGGCCCUUGUGGCAGUGAAGGCUCCAGAUAGGCCAGUGUGCCCUGCGGCAUCCCCGGUGCAGUUUCUCCUUGGUCACCUGGCAGGGUCAGUCUGGGAAGCAGCUGGCCAUGCUACUCCAUGACUGAGGAGCCCAGUGGGACUCAUGUCUUUCAUGACAUCCCAGCAUUCCCACUAUUUUUCCGGACUGCUUGAAUGGUACAUCCCCUGGAGCACACCCUUCCUGAAAUCCUAUCACCCCAUGCCUUUGCACUGUGUGCUCUCAGAUUUCCUUCUAAAAUUCUGACAUUCUCCCCCUUUAAGGGCUCCUUUUCUCCCCAGCAGGUAAUCCUAGCCAUCUUCCCCACCCCCAUGGCCUGGGGGUAUGGCCACUGACUUCCUCUGCACUUUGCCACACAGGAGAAGUUUAGACGGUUUUUCUUAGGACUUCGCCUACCACCUUCCUGUGCCGCUUGCUGUGGAGAGUGCCUGGUGGCCCAGUGUGGCCUGUCUCACUUUGCCAGAUGUGACCCACUAACACCUGGCAGCGCUAACUCAGAGGCCCUUCGUGUGUUGCAGGAAAUCCAGAGCCGUAGAGAGGCUUCCUCCACUGGCAGCCCUUUGGAUUAGAAAUUCCAUGUCGGGUUUACUUAAAAGGAAAGAUACUUGAAUAACAGAGCGCCUGUGAGCGCCCAGCUUCUGUUACACAGUAGUAACAGGUGGCCAUUGUCAUGAAACGAGAGUGAUGCCUGAAGAUCUCGGCGAUGCUUGAGCCUUUUAUGUAACUUUUUAUUAAGUCUUUGUGUAUCUCAGUUCAUUAAUAAAGAACAGAAGAGGAACACC